UCAAGAUGGCGGGAGCAGCUACCCCGGUUUCCCUGGAGGCGACUCCGCGAAUCAUGCGUCUGGUGGCCGAAUGCAGUCGCUCCAGGGCUCGGGCGGGCGAACUGCGGCUGCCGCACGGACCGGUGGCCACUCCAGUGUUCAUGCCAGUGGGCACUCAGGCCACCAUGAAGGGUAUCACAGCCGAGCAGCUGGACGCCCUGGGCUGCCGCAUCUGCUUGGGCAACACCUAUCAUCUGGGUUUGAGACCGGGCCCUGAGCUGAUCAAGAAAGCCGAAGGUCUCCACGGCUUCAUGAAUUGGCCCCACAAUCUGCUGACAGACAGUGGUGGCUUCCAGAUGGUGUCCCUAGUGUCCCUGUCUGAGGUGACAGAGGAGGGCGUCCGCUUUCGCUCCCCCUAUGAUGGUGAUGAGACCCUUUUGAGCCCGGAGAAGUCCGUGGAAAUUCAGAACGCACUGGGCUCGGACAUCAUCAUGCAGCUAGACGACGUGGUCAGCAGCACUGUGACAGGUCCACGUGUGGAAGAAGCCAUGUACAGGUCAAUCCGCUGGCUGGACCGGUGCAUUGCAGCCCAUCGGCAACCGGACAAGCAGAACCUGUUCGCCAUCAUCCAGGGUGGGCUGGAUGCGGAUCUGCGGGCCACUUGCCUUGAAGGCUGUGUGCUCCUGGGCCAGCAUUUCCAUCUCUCUGAGCCUCUCUUCCUCUGUAAAAUGGAAACUGAAUCCCAGUUAUCUUGGAGUGGAGAGAUGACCAAAAGGGACGUGCCAGGCUUCGCUAUCGGAGGCCUGAGUGGUGGUGAGAGCAAGGCCCAGUUUUGGAAGAUGGUGGCACUGAGCACCUCCAGGCUGCCGAAGGACAAGCCCCGCUACCUGAUGGGCGUUGGCUAUGCUACCGAUUUGGUGGUCUGCGUGGCUCUUGGAUGUGACAUGUUCGACUGUGUUUAUCCCACAAGGACAGCGCGCUUUGGCUCUGCCCUGGUGCCCACAGGCAACCUGCAGUUGAAGAAGAAGCAGUAUGAGAAGGACUUUGGCCCCAUAGACCCCGAGUGCACCUGCCCCACUUGCAAGAAGCACAGCCGGGCCUUCCUGCACGCUCUACUGCACAGUGACAACACAGCCGCCCUGCACCACCUCACUGUCCACAAUAUCGCCUACCAGCUGCAGCUGAUGAGUGCCAUGCGCACCAGUAUCGUGGAGAAGCGCUUCCCUGACUUCGUGAGGAACUUCAUGAGCACCAUGUAUGGGGACCACACCCUUUGUCCCACCUGGGCCACCGAAGCCCUGGCCUCUGUGGGAAUAACACUGGGCUGACCUGGCCAAGGGAAAUGGAGGUUGGGGCUGGAAGAUACUGAAGGAUUUUUUAAGCUUUUAAAAAUUCUAACGUAGUGUGUGUCUGUUUUCUUUUGGGAGGUGGCCUGUCCCCAUUACCUUCCCAGUCUGAGCAUUACUGCAGUUGGAUUGUCCACCCCUCCCACUGAGAGUAAGAAGUGACCACAUUGGCUCAGUGGUAGUGACCAUGCUUAGCAUGCAGGAAUCCCUGGGUUCCAUCCCCAGCAGUGCAGGGGGGAGGGGAAAAAAAAGGAACCAUGGCAGCAGCUGGUAACUGGAAACCACUUGGCACAGCCCAGCAUGUAGGAUGUGGUCUCAGGGUGGGAGCUACAUCCUUUUUCCUGUGGUCCAGGCUUUCCAACGACUCUG
Urocitellus parryii (Arctic ground squirrel) is the source of this 1694-nucleotide messenger RNA. It is a transcript of the gene Qtrt1, whose product is annotated as queuine tRNA-ribosyltransferase catalytic subunit 1. The record is from RefSeq and is a predicted model, not a curated record. Lineage: Eukaryota; Metazoa; Chordata; Mammalia; Rodentia; Sciuridae. Gene Ontology annotation, cellular component: cytosol. Gene Ontology annotation, molecular function: tRNA-guanosine(34) queuine transglycosylase activity.